UCACCUCUCAAACUCAGAUACUCCUCCAACCAACCCAGGUCUCAACCCAACUCCCAGCUCUCAACCCAACUCCUGACACCAUGGCCUGCUGCUCCACCGGCUUCUGCGGAUUCCCCAGCUGCUCCACCAGUGGGAACUGUGGCUCCAGCUGCUUCCAGCCCAGCUGCUGCGAGUCCAGCUGUGGCAUUGGGGGCGGCAUUGGAGGAGGCUUUGGCCAGGAGGGUGGCUUCGGAGCCGUGAGCUACCGCAUCAGGUGGUGCCGCCCAGACUGCCGCGUGGAGGGCACCUUCCUGCCACCCUGCUGCGUCGUGAGCUGCACACCCCCCACCUGCUGCCAGCUGCACCAUGCCCAGGCCUCCUGCUGCCGCCCAUCCUACUGUGGACAGUCCUGCUGCCGCCCAGCCUGCUGCUGCUCCAGCUGCCCACCACCCUCCUGCUGUGAGCCCACCUGUUAAGAGCCAGCCUGCUGAUUUUUGAUUGCCCAGGAUGCAGCAUCUCUGAACUAUUCAUCCUCUUGACCAUCCCUGAACCACUAAGAUGUUCUUGGACCUCUAUUUCAUUUUCUCUUGUGUGGGCUAUCAAGGGUCUGAGAAUCACCAUUCUGAUUCUAUUCUAUAAUGAAUACAUUAAUCUUCACUGUGGACAGAAAAAUGCUGUGAACCCAUCUUCAGUUCAUCAAAUUGCAUGAUGAUAUUUCUGAUCCUCUUGCAAGACUGAAAACUACCACCAUAUUCUGGAGUUUUUCCUUGAGAACUAUCUACAAUGCUUAUUUUCCCACCUUGCUUUAUGAUCUAUAUUUAUCUUGUUUGCCUGCAAUUAUUUUACAAUGCCAAGGCACCAGAGUAUGCCAAGAGACAUUCCUAAGAUGUCAUCAGAGAGAAAGGAAGGUCUUCACCCAACAUCCAGCUUCUAAGAAGUCAGCUGAACCUUUCUACAGUUCAGCAUGAGACCUCUCCCUUGUUUUUUGGAUCAUAAUGAUCUUGCCUGUUGGCUAUUUCAAUUAUAUCUGUGGCACUGUGUCUUCUGAUGUUUCUUAAUAAAGGUUAUAUACUGGGCAAAGAAACCAUGGUCUGUGUUUCUACUUUUACAUCUAGUAGUUUCACUGCUUUUAAUUCAAGAACAUCUACUUGAAAAAAUUCAGUUGUUUCUUUUUGAGAAUGAAGCCAUAUAAUAUAUAACAUAUCACAUAUUAACAAUAAAAAUAUAGUAAUCGCCCCUUCUAAAGCAGGGAUGAUGGCAAAAGA
Messenger RNA from Marmota monax (woodchuck), 1244 nucleotides. RefSeq names its product keratin-associated protein 9-3-like. The transcript has a single exon. NCBI's taxonomy places the organism in Eukaryota, Metazoa, Chordata, Mammalia, Rodentia, Sciuridae. The record is from RefSeq and is a predicted model, not a curated record. The coding region runs from base 81 to 455 and encodes 124 amino acids. Gene Ontology annotation, cellular component: keratin filament.